UAGAUGGAACUGUCUAAAAAAGAAAUAGAUUUUGAGUUUCCCUUUGAACCAUAUGAUAUUCAGAAAUCUUUUAUGAGCACCUUAUAUGAAACACUUCAAAAUGACAAGAUUGGUAUAUUUGAAAGUCCAACAGGAACAGGAAAGUCAUUAAGCCUGAUAUGUGGCUCUUUGAGAUGGCUUUUUGAUUACGAGAUAGAAAAAGAAGAAAAAAUAAAAUCUAUAAUAAAUUUCUCAAGUGCUGUAGAAAGAACAAAUGAUGACAAAGCAAAUGAUGAAGAAAAAAAAGAACCAUCUUGGGUGACAGAUUUUUUUAAACAAAAAGCAGCUAAUGUUCAGCUUGAAAAGUUAAAGGAAAAAGAAAGUUUAAAAAAGAAAAAAAAUGAACUUAUUGAAAAGAGGAAAAACAUUGUAAACUUUAAACGAAAGAGAGAAAAUUGUCCAUCUCUUGAGAAUGAACUUAAUAAUAAUUUAACAAGUAGUUUUAAAGAAAUUAUUAGCGACGAAGAUAAUAAAGAAGACGACGAAGAGUUAAUUCUUGAUUACUGUAGCGAUGAGGAUACAGUUGAUUUAAUUUCAGAUGAAGAACAAGAUAAUAUUGAGGAAGAGUACUGCACAAAGAUAUUUUAUUGCAGUCGAACACAUUCCCAGCUAUCACAAUUUGUUCAUGAAGUUCAGAAAUCGCCAUAUGCUAAUCGCGUUAAAUUAGUUGUUUUGGGUUCAAGACAGAACUAUUGCAUCAAUGAAAAAGUAAACCAACAAAAAAACGUUUAUCAAAUCAAUGAAAAAUGUCUGGAUUUACAAAAAAAGAAAAAAGAGAGAAAAAAAGAUAUAAAUCAACCAAAGAAAAAACGUAAGAAAGAGGAAACAUCAAAUGGUUGUCCAUAUUACAGCUCUAAAAAAGUCCACGAUUUUAAAGAUUACGUAACAAUGGAAGUUCAAGACAUAGAGCAGAUUGUUAAACUUGGAAAAGACUUGAAUACAUGUCCAUAUUACGGAACAAGGCAUACUAUACCAAAGGCACAGUUAGUUGUUUUGCCAUAUCAGACAUUGUUACACAGAGGAACUAGAGAAUCUGUUGGUAUUAAUGUAAAAGAUUGUGUUGUUAUAAUUGAUGAAGCACAUAAUCUGAUCGAAACUAUCAACAAUAUACAUAGUGUUGAAAUCCGACAGAAUCAAAUUACAUCAUCGAUUAACCAAUUAAAACAUUAUAAAGAUAAGUAUUUCAAACGAUUGAAGGCCAUAAACUUGAUGUACAUUGAACAAAUUAUUUUUGUUUUUAACUCCCUCUUAAAAGUACUCAAAGAACAUAUUGAAUCACCAACAGAAGAAUAUUUGUCAACUAUUAAUGAUUUUAUUUAUUCUGCAAAAAUAGACAAUGUAAAUUUAUUUAAGAUUCAUAAAUACUGCGAGCAAAGUUCAAUAGCAAAAAAGUUGAAUGGAUUUAUUGAAAAAUAUCAAACAGAGUAUGUUACAACACAUAGUGAAGAAAAUGUUGAGGUUUUGCAAACUUCUCAGUUCAUGUAUGCUGAGUCAUUUUUGUAUGCUCUUACUAAUUCUGACAAAGAUGGAAGAAUCUUGGUGACUAAAAGCAAAGUUCCCAAUAAAUCUUCUAUUAAGUUUCUCAUGCUUAAUCCAGCAGUACACUUUAUUGACAUAAUAAAAGAUUGUAAAUCUCUCAUUUUGGCAGGUGGAACUAUGGCACCAGUUGGUGAGAUUAAAGACUUAUUGUUUUACACCUCUGGUAUUCCCUCAUCUCGAAUUACAGAGUUUUCAUGUGGUCAUGUAAUUCCAUCUAGUAAUUUACUUGUGUUAGCUUUACAAAAAGGUCCUUCUUCAAUGGACAUGAGUUUUACUUACCAGAGUAGAAACAAUUUUGAUUUGGUUGAUGAGCUAGGUCGUUUGUUAGUUAAUAUUUGUUCUGUUGUUCCUGGUGGCAUUGUUUGUUUUUUUCCUUCAUACGAUUAUGAAGAAUUUGUUUACAAACGAUGGAUUAAUACUUCAUUAUUUAAUAAAAUUGAUAGCAAAAAAAAGGUGUUUCGAGAACCAAAGUCUGCCAUGCUAUGUGACCAAGUGUUAUCUGAAUAUACAAAUAUGAUAAAGAAAUCACAGUCUAGUGGGGCAGUUCUUCUUAGUGUGGUUGGUGGAAAAAUGAGUGAAGGAAUAAAUUUUUCCGAUGAUCUGGGUCGAUGCAUAGUAAUGAUUGGUCUACCUUACCCAAAUGUAAACUCACCAGAGUUGAAGGAAAAAAUGCAGUUUCUUAACCGCACAAUAAACCCAACUGCUGGAAAAGAGCAUCUUGAAAAUAUUUGUAUGAAAGCAGUUAACCAAUCUAUAGGUCGUUCAAUUCGUCAUAAAAAUGAUUAUGCUAGUAUAAUUUUGAUAGACCAGCGUUACUCACGAAGUUCAGUGAUAAACAAAUUGCCAUCUUGGAUAAAUUCUCAGCUGCAAACUCAUCAAAGAUUCGGUCCUGCGCUUGCUUCAAUUAGCAAGUUUUUUGCUGGUAAAAGAAUUGCUCUAUAAUGGUGCGGUUUUGUAGUAUUUCUUAUUAAAGAACUGUAUUUUGUAUUUUA
Messenger RNA from Hydra vulgaris (swiftwater hydra), 2570 nucleotides. NCBI's taxonomy places the organism in Eukaryota, Metazoa, Cnidaria, Hydrozoa, Anthoathecata, Hydridae. The record is from RefSeq and is a predicted model, not a curated record.